AUGACAGCCCACGUCCCUCCUCCUGAUCCACAGCUCGAUGAUAUCGUAUCACAUUCCGAAGAACUGUCUCUUUUAUGUCCAAAAACUUCGGCCGCUGCACAGCCUUCUGAUAAUUCCAUGUUACUUGAUCGUGCUUCCGGUGGUGCAAUGGCUACACCAACAUCAACCUCCGGAAAGGCUGACGAGGCUGGGAUCGAUGCGAGGACCAAAAUUUCUAGUUUAUUAAAGGAUAAGGAACGAGAAUGGACCGCUGUCGUGGAAAAAAGGACCGGUCCUUUGCGAUUGUUGGAUUUACCUAUGGAUGUUCUGAAAGAAAUUGUGAAGGAGGUUACGCAUACGAAUGACUUGACAUCACUUGCCCUCACCCAUUCUGCCUUGCACAACCUAGCAAUACCUUAUAUUUAUUCGCGGUUUGAUAUCGUUUGGCCUGAUGCACACGCUACGUCUGAUCCGAGGACCGGAGUCGAUGCACUUACUUAUGGACUUUCUACUCUCUGCAUGGGCAACGCAUUCCCCAACUCGAAUCUAUCCCAAUCUUUCGUCUGCAAGCAUUGCGGGACAGAUAAUUCCACAACCUGCAGCCAUGAGGUCAAACCAGAGCCCUUCAGUGCCCCCAGACGUAUGGGGAAUGAAUAUCCACAGUUUACUAGAAAGUUCUCCCUUGGAAACGGACCAACCGACUGGGUGCAGGAAUAUCUUAUAACAAAAGAGAGUGGAAAGAUGUUGGGUACUCUUGUUGCGCUGGCCGUGGCCAGAAUGAUAAAUCUGGAAACUUUUGUCUGGGAUAUGCCCACCGGGGUGUUGAGGGACGUUUGGCUUGCCCUUUCCUCCUUACAAUAUAAAAAUCCAAAACAAGAAUGCCGGUUAGAACGUGUUUGGGUUAGGUGGCAUGAUAAUACGGAAGCCAUUCACAUGUCCUCAGCACAGAGCCCAAGCUCGCCCGCCAUUACCACGAACCAAAUGUUAGCUGGAACGACGAUGAGCUCCAUAGGAUGGAUCGUGCCCCCCGGUUCUUCAACAAGCUCUACACCUUCUACACAGACCAUGGCGUAUGCACAAGGUCGUGUAGAAUAUCCUACACUCAGCGUACUUCCACCAUUACAAAGUUUGUCUGUGUUAGACAUUGAUGAAAUAGAUUAUCUAGACGAAAUGAGUGUCUUGGUAGAGCGAUCGAAGGACAAACUUCGGGAACUUCGUGUUGGUAUUUCCGCGAAAGCCAUUCAACGCGAUUUUGCUCUUCCAUGGGACGGGCCUGAGCUCCAACAGGUUGAUCACAAAGCGAAGUGGCCUGGUGCCAGUAAGAUUGGCGAGCGAAGAUUGGGCGGAGUCUUAGGAAUCAUCCUGGGCCGUGUAUUCGAUGUUCGGAACAAACGGAGGGCAAAAAAUGAGAGAACGAAGGGUCCUAAAUUGGGUUCUUUCAUGGGAAAUAGUCAGCCGUCGGCCCAGCAAAAUGGCAGCAAUGCUACAGAAAUAGUACUUCCCGAAAUCGCAGGAACUGAUCCUAUGGAGCCCGGCUGGAUUGAUAAAGAAAGUCCGGCAGCGUCAGGUUCACUUAACCCGCCUGGUGUAGCAUUCAAUAUCGAAGCAGACUCUCUUCCAGAUAAUGUUGAUCCUAGCCAGGAACAAUCAGCAUCGAGUACCCUCUUGGCGCCUCACUCUGACAUGGACUCACUUACCGCGCUAAUAUCUGAACAUCAACUUAGCUCGAAUGAUGAUACUACAGUCCACGAUAUCUUACAACCACCCGUGCUUUCCGAUAUUCCUGCAGAACCUCCUUUGCGACGUGCCCAAUCAUCGAAUAAGAAGCAAUCACAUUUUUCCGAAAUCUCUCCCAGUGGCAGAGACAGACUCGAGGGAAAACUACGCCUACAAACAUUGGAACUGGAACGGGUUCCUUUAUCUGUGUAUGUGCUGCAUAGAGCCUUUGACUGGACCGUUUUAACAAACUUGACUAUUCUCGACUGUCCACAACACGAUAAACUUUGGUCCACACUUAGAAAACAUUUUGCACCUUCACCUUUAGGCAAUCAUACUUCAGCGAAACAUAGCACUCAAAUGUUAUAUCAUCUGAAUCUUAAAAAAGUACAUACUGAUGCUGCAUCCCCUUCCCUCAUUUUAUUUCUGAAAGAAACAUUAGCACCAAAUACUUUAGAAACACUGUUUUUACAGGAUCGAAGACGUGCAUCAAACUCGUCGGUUACAAUUGAAUCUAUCUAUAAAGGGCCACUUAAGAGACAUCGUGCUAGUCUUAAAAAACUAUUAUUGGAUAGCUCCGAAAGGCCACCGAGAAAUGUGAAUAAUUCAGUAGAGUCUUCCUCGAAAUGGAAAGCCUGGAUGCCCAAUCGUGAUGUCCUGAAUUUCAUCACAAGUGGGCGUAUGACCAAUCUCCGCGAAUUAAGUAUUGCAAUCGACUACAGAGACUGGCAUCACUUUCUUCAACGCCUUCCUCAAAUACCUCAGCUCCGCUCUCUCAGCAUUCCUUUCAUCGCCGAUCAUAUCACACCCUUAUUCGACCCUAAAGAACUCGCUCAUCAAAUUCUUGACGUCAUUUUCCUCCGCCCCGAAGUAGAACUCUGUUACGUGGGUAUCUCGCAUAAAUGUUUUGAAAUCCUCGAAAACCGCCAUCAUGAAGAACCCUUGCCUUUAUCGCAUGAUUCUCACACAUCAGCGGCGAACGGCGGUCCCAUAACCGACGAUGAGGAGGACGACGAGGAUGAGAGUGAAGAUGAUGAUGAGAUGGAUGAAGAGGAAGAUGAUAAUGUGACGGCUAUUGCUCCUAUUGAUCCAGACGAAACAGAGGACGAGCUGUCGGAUGGUGAUGGAGAUGAUGAUGGUGAGAGUGAUGAAGAUAGUUGGGACGGGGCGAGUGAUUGUGAUGGGAAGGGAAGAGUGAGGUUAAGGUUGAGGGAAAUUUUAUUUUACGAUGAUAAGGUUGCUAUAUUUAAAGCGAGGCACGGUAGACUUUGA
This is a messenger RNA of Sclerotinia sclerotiorum 1980 UF-70, 2967 nucleotides long. RefSeq lists its product as hypothetical. Bases 1 to 2967 code for a protein of 988 amino acids. NCBI's taxonomy places the organism in Eukaryota, Fungi, Ascomycota, Leotiomycetes, Helotiales, Sclerotiniaceae. The record is from RefSeq and is a predicted model, not a curated record. The transcript is spliced from 4 exons.